This is a messenger RNA of Exophiala viscosa, 1899 nucleotides long. RefSeq lists its product as uncharacterized. The transcript has 4 exons. Lineage: Eukaryota; Fungi; Ascomycota; Eurotiomycetes; Chaetothyriales; Herpotrichiellaceae. Bases 1 to 1899 code for a protein of 632 amino acids. Gene Ontology annotation, cellular component: cytosol. The record is from RefSeq and is a predicted model, not a curated record.
AUGGAAUCACCCCUGACUCAAUUGUUGAGGCCAGAUUCUUUUGAGCCAAAAAUCGUCCAGCUCUAUCUACAUCUUUUUAAUGUGCUUGCCAAUGAAGAUACUGAUGAGGAUGUGCCCUCAGAAGGGUUUUGGAGGGAGCUGUUCCUUCUCAAGCCGGAUAAGCAACGGCUCUAUGAUAUCCUCGCACCAUUGACCGCUAACGACCUGCUUCAUAUGCAUACUCAAACCCAGGCAUUCUUUAGGCGGGCAAUCACGGAGAGCAGCUCAGGAAAUUCUCCAAGAAGUGGCAACGCACUUGAGAACUUGGCAGCUUUUCUAUGCGCCAUAUUCACCAAGAAAUAUACCAACCCGAACACAGACGUGAUUCAGGUACUCGCCGGGCUCGAUGCAAUUGAUAAGUUGAUGUCUGACCUGGUCCACUCACUGGAGUCAAUCAUCCGUCAAGCAACCGACAGUUCUCUACGAACUAAAGCGCUUGAUGUCAGCCUUGCUCUCGUGGCAGGCGGCUUCCACACGAGUCUGGUGUCGUAUUUCAUGCACAGGGAUCUGUUCUCCGCGCUCGUGAAGUACAUUCAUGACAUGGACAAAGAUCCUUCCCAAGGCCUCAAGGCGUUUGUUCUUAUCGGGGUCUUGUCCAGUUACAACAAGUUUGAAUCGCAAAACGUGUAUCAGAAUCGACUGGAGGAUUUUGUCAACGUUGAUACAAUUCGCUUGCUGGUGCAGAAUUUUGCCAGUGCCUCUGCACGACUUCGCGACCAGUAUGUGGCCGUACAGGAUGAUUUACCGACGGCAUGGAGUCUGAAUUCAACACUUUCGAUGGUUGGCCUGCGUGCACUAUCAGCAGACGCGAAGAAACCCGUCCCUCCCACCGAAGAGGAAGCCAAGGCGUUGUUCGCCACCACUCCCAACCAGGAUGCAGCUUGCAUUUUAUCUUUGUAUUCUUUCGUUCAAGCGAAUAAGAUAUUUGCGGCGAACCUUGUCAAUCUACCAGCCGACGAAGAUCGAGAACCACCCUUCGCAACCUUCCUGUCCUCAACGUCUUAUAUCUCUCAUCAUGCCUAUCGGGGGCCUCGCCAGUCGACAUAUGCGGUGCUGAGUCUCUUAGCCAUUCGCAUUAUGGUGGAAGAUCCUAUCCUGGUAAAGAAAAUUUCGUCAUCGGACGCCAAGGCAGUGGUUCGGUUGUGCCAUCAAAGGCCUCCCCAUCUACCUUUUGUCACAAAUGCCAGAGUUCCAGCGAUCGCAAUUUUGGACAUCUGUACGGACACCCUCAGUCACAAUCUUCGUAAAAAACUCGACGUCCAACUAUACGGUCUUGCUUUGGGAAUUAUACUACGUAUAGUGACACAUCUUGAGCAGACAAAGACUCGAUUACAGCAUCACUGGGCCUAUAUAUGGGGCUCGUUGAUCUCAUUGAUGCGCUUCCUGGCCCAGUACUCGAGCGAUCUUGGAUAUCUCAGGAACAUUCGGGAAGACUUGUGUUCCACGUUGGCCAAUCUCGCAGCUUUUUGUCUGUCCAAGGGAGACGGAUUUCUGCCGGAUCCAGCCAGUUUUGACGACCUCUUCUACAAGCUGAUUGAAGCGAAUGAUAUUUUAGCGAAAUUCAAGCAAGCGUAUUGUGAUCUCGGGUCACCAUCCAGCACGUUGAACAGAUCGGUGGAAGCGUUGAUCAGUGUUUCGUCGCACUAUCACAGUCUGUUAAAGGCACAGCACGGGAGGAAGACGCAUCAAUCCCCGGCUGCAAUCCAGAAAGUGAUCAAGGAAGGCUAUGAGACACUCAAUCUCGAACCUGAUGAGAGGCUUGGUCAAUGGGAGAGGUGGAGGGAGAAUAACUGGAAACCAGAGCUCAAGAAAAUGAUCCGGGUCGCUGUUGAGGAUGCUCGAAUACUGUCCCUGACCUGA